Molecule: messenger RNA, 1944 nt
Organism: Phialemonium atrogriseum
Lineage: Eukaryota; Fungi; Ascomycota; Sordariomycetes; Cephalothecales; Cephalothecaceae
Exons: 4
Coding region: 1-1944 (647 amino acids)
Source: RefSeq, a predicted model, not a curated record
AUGCCGCAAGCCUCAACGGCGACGAGGGACGAUCUGCUGUCCUCCGGUCCGGAUUCGAGCAGUUCGGAUGACGAGUCAAUCCCGUUCAACCGCAACUUCCGGGACGACUUGCUGGAUGCAAGACGGCCCAUCAGGGUCCGAGACUCCGGGAGCGACUCUUCCUCGUCCGAGGACAAGGGCGAUGACGAGGUCAAGGAUUCCCAGCCGGAGAGCCAGUCGCAGGUCGCCGGGGCCCGAUCUUUCAGGGCCCGAGCCAGCCUGCCCAACUAUAACCUGAAGCAGCUGAGUAGCGUCCGCACUCUUACUAAGAAAGGUGCUAGGAAGGGAUCCAAAUUCGUCGAUGAGGAAUCAGCGUCCUCCGAGGAUGGCGACGAGCUUGGCGCGACCACAAUCGACCUGGGACAGCUGCAGUACGACGAGAUGAAGCCCCUGAGGACCUGCGGAGAUAGACUUUACAACGAAUGGAUUGGAACUCUCAAUGGGAGGAAGGUGCGGGUCGCCGGAGCGGGGGCGCUCUUCCCCAAGGAUUAUCAGCCGCUCCCCGAUGUCGAACGUCCCUGGGUAUGCGCAGUCCGGGCCUGUAAGCGGACAUUUGUGUCGACCACGGGACUGGGCGGUCAUUUUAAUAUGGCGCACCGCGCAUGCCUGCUCAAUGAUAACGGCGACGCGACCAUGACUGUCAUAGGCCGGCGGCAGAACCCCGAGGCGACCGGGAGGUAUCCGGCCGUGGUGGUAUCGGCGGUACCUCUACCCGACAACAGAAAGACCGUGGUACUCGGGCCAAAUGAUCCGCCCAAUGGGAAACGGUAUCGCCAAGUCCUGGAUCCCAAUGCCAGCUGGGCUGCUGCUAGCCAGUCACCCUUGUGGCGGUACCUGCGCACGAUCCUCCCGAACACGGUUACGCUUCCAAAAUACGCACCUGCGCUCGAGCUCCUGGCUCUUCCCCAGCGCCGUCUUCUCCCAGACUCAGUGCAAGACAGGUUCCGCGACGGGCUCGUCGACAUGGAAGUAGAUGUUAGGAUCGUCUGCGCGAUUCUGCUCUACCUCACGGGUGCCAGGGGAUUGUGCAACAACUGCAGCGACCCGAAAGGGGCGGCGUCCAACAUGUUCGACAUGUGCGUAGCCCUGCGCCCGUCGGCCUCGGCGGCGCUCAAGAAGACUUUCGGGCCCUCUACCUGCUGCAACUGCUACCUGGGCGGCCUGAUGCGGCCGUGCGUCAUGGUUCGCUCGAACCUCCCGGACACGGAAUCGCUGGAGCAGGUCAAUGGCCUAGACCUGCCAGAGGCGCCGAAGGAAGAGUUGAGCCAGUUGCCGGAUGAGAAGGAGGAAGAAGUGGUGGAGCGCAGGUGGUCGAGCAGGCUCAUGACCCUCAACUCGGCUCGCGCAUCCACUAGGACGAGCCUGUCCCGGGAAAAUUCCACUGUGAAGCCGACAUUGGUCACUCCCGUGCCGAUCCCGACGUUUGGCCAGACGGCCUUGCGCAAGCCUGCCGCCGCCGCUGCUGCGGGCCCUGCUACCUCCGCGGUCGUGGCCCCACCGGACAUCAACAACUUAGCAGCGAGCCUCGAGUUGGAAGACUGGGAAUUCGCCCCAGGGCGGAUACGGGACGAGGGAGAGGGCGAGGAAGGGCCCGAGAACAUCGCCUUCUCAACGGCCUUCGUAUCCCAGAAUCAGACCGUGGCGGUUGCCCCGGACGUGACGUUCCGGGUACAGAUGGUCAAGCCGGGCGAGUGCGCGCGGUUCACGGCCGAUCCGGACCGGCUGCGCAUAUGCUCCGUCGCGAGCGGCAAGGUGCGCGUCAAGGGCCUGGUGGCGGGGCAGGACUUCGCCGUCGGGCCGAACGGCGUGUGGAAGAUCAAGGGGGGCGCGGCGUGCGUUGUCGAGAAUCGGCUCUACCUCGACGCCGUGGUGCAUGUCAGUAGCGUGCCGUGUUAUGACUUAUGA